AUGCUUAAAGCCACAAAGAAAUCGACCGAUAUAUACAAAUCGAAACUAAAAGUUAAGGCCAGCAACGGCAGCUCAAACAACAACAACAACAACACGUCGAGUCCGCCACUCAAGAAGCUCAGUCUGAGGGGAAACCAACUCUGCGGCAGCAUUUUGAUAGGCAAUUACAAUUAUUUGACCCAAUUGGAGGUAUGCGAAAACGAAAUGGAGGUCUUGGACCUCAGCUCAUUGGCACAAUUGGAAACCUUGAAAUGCAGCCGCAACAAGCUGAUGGAGCUCAUCAUAAAUGGCAGCAAUUUGCAAACACUUAUUGCGGAUCAUAACUGUCUGCACAGCAUUACAACGAAUCCCGUGCCCUUGAAACUGCAACACAUUGAUCUAUCGCACAACUAUUUUAGCGAACUGCCGAAUUGGCUGGGCGCCUGCGUGACACUAACAGCACUGGUCGCCGCACACAAUCAGCUGUGCAAUGUAACGGUACUGCUGCGCACCUAUCGAAUAAAUCGAUUGCGCACUCUCAAUUUGGCGUACAAUGCGUUGCAACAUUUGGAACGAUUGCCAGAAGCUGCAUCCAGUCUGCAGGAAUUGCAAUUGCAGAGCAAUGAAUUGCAACGUUUGCCGGAGAAUUUCUUUGCCGUCACACACGCACAGCUACGCACAAUGAACGCGUCCUGCAACCGGCUGGCAACGCUACCCCGUUACGAGCAAAACAACAAUGCGGCACUCGAGCAGCUAUCGCUGGCCGGCAAUCAGCUGAACGACAGCAUUUUCGAGGCGCUCAUCCAUGCCGGGAAGCUAAAGGUCCUGCAGCUGGCCUACAAUCGUAUAGGCCAGCUGCCGCCGGAUUGUGUGCGCAAUUGGCCGGAUCUAGAGGUGCUAGUGCUGUCCGGGAAUAUGUUGCAGCAGCUGCCCGAGCAUGUGGCCACACUUAAUCAUCUCCAGGUGCUGCGCGUCCACUCGAAUCUGCUGCUGACGACACCGCAGCUGGCGAAGCUCAGCAAGCUGCGGGUGCUCGACUUGGCCCACAAUCAUCUGGAUCGGGUGAAUCUGCUGUCGCUGGUGCCGCGUAAUCUUAAGUACUUGGAUCUGUCGGGCAAUUUGCAGCUUCAGGUGGAUGAGCAGCAACUGAAGGUCUGCCAGACACAGAGUCAGCGCCAUUGGAGUCUCAUCGAUGUCUCGGGCAAGAAUCGCGCUGCUCUGCCCACCAGCACGCGCUCCUGUCGCCCUCAAGAGGCCAGCACCAGCGCUAAGCUGCUAAGCUCCCCUCAGAAGCCGCCGCCAUGGUGCAUGGGCUUUGCGGAAACGCCCGGCGAUUGUCGCAAGCUCUUAGUUAGCCAGCUGCGUCUGUCCCAAUAUCGUGGUAUCGAUGAGGCUCUCUACGGCAUGUUUGAGGCUACCGAUGGUAGUGCAAGCGUCGCCCAGCAAAUGACUCAGGUGGUGCCCCGUCUUCUGCAACAGGAGCAGACCGUCAAGGAGACGGCGCAGGGAGAUUACAUGAAGUACACACUCCUGGCGGCUCAGCAACAGUGUGGAUGUGUGCGCGGCGCCACCCUUCUCCAUCUAACGCGGGCCCCCGCCAAGGUGCGUCCGCUAAAGAGCAAACGUUAUGUGCUGCGCGUGGCCAGCACGGGCCGCUUGGACGCCUAUCUGGUGCGACGCACCACCCAACUUCGUCUCACAGUGCCCGAGACGAGCAUCGGCAGCAAUGGACGCACCCACGCCUUACCCGAUCCCGAGCUCCUCGAGAUAACCCUUAGCAACGACGACGAAUAUUUGGUGCUGGGGAACGCGCAGCUUUGGGCAGUCAUGGACAUUGGAAGGGCCGCCCGGGAGAUACGCAAAGAGGAGAACGCACUGCUGGCUGCCAAGCGAUUGCAGGACAUUGCCCAAAGCUUCGGCGCCAACGGAAAUCUGAGCGUGAUUGUCGUCCGAUUCCGGCAUCUUGGCACCGAUGUGGACCACCUGAUACGGGAGCUAAAGCAGAGCGUGCGUAAGAAGCCGCCGCCGGUGGUGGCCCUGCCGCCGAGCGUCUGCAAAAGGACCUGCUGUGAUCGGAGCAAUGCAUGCCGACAUCGUGCGCUGGAACGGGAACCACCGCUGGCUGGUCGAUCCUCGCCCAGCGGCCAAAGCGAUCAACUGCAGAAGGAUAGCAGUGGCCUGCCGGGGGCUAACGAUGAGUUCAUAUUGGCGCAUGCGCGCGUUCUGCAGGAGGAGCAACAGCUGGAGAUGCUGGACGAAACCGAAUCCGUGCUGUCCGAGGAGCAGUUCAAGUGUUGGGAAUACAUGCUCGAGCAGAACACCCAACUGCUGUUCGACAAGGAGCUGAACACCAUCUCCAAGUCCUUCACCAAGCAACGCAAGCCAAAUACUCCCUGCAACGAUCGCUAUGACUUCAAGUCGAAUCUCAUGAAGAGCGUCACAAACAAGUUCAUCUCAAGCAGCACUCCACAAUUGCUGCACCACAGCCACAAGGAGCCACCGCCGCCACAGACUCUGAUGCCGCCCUAUCAGCAGCCACAGCCGAUGGCUGCGCAGGCGCAACAUUUCGGCAGCACACGCUCCUUCCAGCAAUCCCACGGCUACAAUCUCUUCGAUGCCAAGCCCCGCGAGGUGAAGUUGGCUGCCGGCGGCGGUCCUCAUGCCGCCUACUUCGGCUCCCUGCAGCGCCUGAUGCCCUACAACUUCGAAUACGACUUUGCUGUCACCCAGGAGCGCAACAUUCUCGACGAGGAGGACAUCGAUGAGUACAGCGAGCACGAAAGCCGCAUGCGCAAGUACUGGGGCGUGGCCACAACGGAGCUUUAGCGGCGUCUCCAGGAUAAAUUUCUUUAAGCGUUGUUUGUUUUCCAUUCAUUUUUUUUUGUAUUAUUUUUUUAAUGAGAAAGAAAAGAAAAAUUCGCCGUUGUAAGCUUAA
This is a messenger RNA of Scaptodrosophila lebanonensis, 2914 nucleotides long. RefSeq names its product protein phosphatase PHLPP-like protein (gene Phlpp). Bases 1 to 2805 code for a protein of 934 amino acids. Gene Ontology annotation, molecular function: protein binding. The record is from RefSeq and is a predicted model, not a curated record. The transcript has 6 exons. NCBI's taxonomy places the organism in Eukaryota, Metazoa, Arthropoda, Insecta, Diptera, Drosophilidae.